Molecule: messenger RNA, 2282 nt
Organism: Vigna unguiculata (cowpea)
Lineage: Eukaryota; Viridiplantae; Streptophyta; Magnoliopsida; Fabales; Fabaceae
Product: Pentatricopeptide repeat (PPR) superfamily protein
Molecular function (GO): protein binding
Source: RefSeq, a predicted model, not a curated record
GAAUUGGAUUCACCCCUCUCUCUUAACCACCUCUCAUUCCUAAUCUUCCUUUCCCUCCCACAACAAACAAUGUAAGAGCCAUUCCCUGGCGCCACUGCCACCAUUUCACAGCUUCGCAUGCUUUCUGACGUUUCUGCUAUGACUCUAAAUCUCUGCACUCCAUGCUUCUCUCGCGUACUCCAUCACCCUUCUUCUUCUCUCCCCAAACUCUCCGAAACCUGCGUCAACCACGCCGCCAACACCAACUCGCCUUCUCCCUCUCUAUUUUUCACCACUCCCUCUCUUUCCAACCUUUCGCGAUUCCUUAAUUCCAAAGCCUCCGUCAGCGAGAGCCACAAUGAAACCUCCGACGAUACCGCCAACAUACUCGACCAACAGCUCCUCCUCCAAGUCGCUGCCAACGCCAAAGACGCCGACGAGGCCUUGCAGAUUAUCGCCGACAAUUCCUCCCGGAACGGCGGCUUCGUUUCCACCUCUGACUGCUGCUCCGUCAUAUCCGCUGCGCUUAACCGCAACAAUCCUGAACUCGCUCUUUCCAUCUUCUACGCCAUGCGCGCCAGUUUACAUCCAGUUGACGAUAGUGGCCCUCUGGCUGCGAGAUGGAAGUGGUCGCGGCCAAAUGCAAAUGUUUAUGCACUGUUGAUUCAGGGUUUAGCGGCGGUGUUAAGGGUUUCUGACGCUCUUAGAGUGAUUAAGUAUAUUUGUGAGGUCGGCGUUUCACCUGGUGAGGAGGUACGUUUUGGGAAGGUAGUGAAAUGUCCUAGUUGUCGGAUUGCUGUUGGUGUUGCACAGCCACAACAAGGUAUUCAGAUAGUAUCAUGUUCCAAGUGUCGCUACCAAUACGAACUUGUUUCAGGUGACAUAGUCAGUAUUGAAUCAGAAGAAAUCAGCAUGGACAUAUCGGCGUGGGAAAGGGGGUUAAGAUACGUGAAACUGAGGAAGCAAAACAUUCCCUCUGCUGUUCACUCUAUUGUGGUGCGGACCCCUUCUGGUAUGGCUCGCACUCAUAGAUUUGCAACUGAAACAGUUGAUCUGCCAGCCCAAGAAGGAGAAAGGGUAACUGUUGCUGUGGCAGCUCCAUCAAAUGUAUAUAGAAAGGUGGGCCCCUUUAAAUUCAGUCCAAGGAACCCUGAUUUCUAUCCCGGGGAAGCUAUGUGCAUAACAAAGCACAAAGAUGGGCGGGAAUCACUACUGUUAAGAGCCCCAAGAAAAGAAAAUUCAUCAUUGCUGAAACCCUCAUUCCUUUUUCCACUUAUCGCUUUGUUGGCCACCGGGGAUGCUGCCUCUGGACUUAUUGACCCUGGCCUUCCCCAGUUACUAUCAGUUGUUGCAGUUUCAACCCUUGUUGUUGGGUCUACGUUGAACACCGUUGUUCUUCCCCAGUUUAAUCAGCUUCCACAGAAGUCAGUAGAUGCAGUUGCGAUCAAGCAACGACUAUUAUCUCAAUAUGAUGUUCUUCUGUCUCGCAUCAAUGACCUCAAAGAAGCAGCUGAAAAAGAGAUUUGGAUGCUAGCUCGAAUGUGCCAACUUGAGAACAAAAUUUCAGCUGUUGGAGAACCUGCUUAUCGGAAUCGGAGAAGUAAAGUCAAGAGGGUGCGAGAGAGUCUGCAAAACUCCCUUAGAGGACGGAUUGAACUGAUUGACAGCUAUGCUAGGAUUUCCUCAAUGAUUGAAAUCGAAGUGGAGAUGGAGACUGAUGUUCUUGCUGCUGAAACUGCUAGUAAUAUGGACAGUAUCUCAGAACAGAUAGAACAAAUCAUGGAGCUUGAAAAUUUGGAGGAGGGAUGGAAAAUUCAAGCAGAAGCCAAUGAUGAGGCUGAAAGACUUCUUAGUUCCCAGCCCAUGCCUCUGGACGAAGUUUGACGCUGUAUUGACGCAUCUGAUUUGUGUGCUGUAUCAUUGGUACAGCUUCAACGUCCAGCUCAAUGAUCUUUUCUUGACUGAGCAAAAUAUCAGCAUCCACUCACCAGUGUCUUUCAGCAGACAAGUAUUGAAAUUUUGUAUCUUAUAACAAGCACCAUUUUGUCACCGGAAGGAUUGCAUUGUAUAUGGGAAUCUCUGGCAUCUAAUGCAAAUAUUUGGUGCAAUUGAAAGCCGCUCUCACAGUUCUCGAAAUCAAAGGGAGAUGACUACCCAACGUGGUGUAAAUUCAUUGUUAAUCAUGGUUUUAUUUUAAGGAACGUGUAUAUCUUGUAUGAAAUCAUUAUCUUUAUUUGUUAUUUUUGGUACUGGUUUUUGUUGAUCGAUUUCAAGUCAGGAUUGGAUGGCCAACAUUUCUAACC